Messenger RNA from Punica granatum (pomegranate), 1701 nucleotides. NCBI's taxonomy places the organism in Eukaryota, Viridiplantae, Streptophyta, Magnoliopsida, Myrtales, Lythraceae. The record is from RefSeq and is a predicted model, not a curated record.
AAUGAAAAGUGCCAAAUUUUGAUGAGUCUCUUCUCUAAUCUGCGAAAAGCAAUAAUCUUUGGGAAACUUUCCCUCCGUAUAAAACCCGAACUCCGCCUGCCUUUCCUCCCCGAUUUUUCGGGCAGCUCAAUUUCCUUCUGGGUCGACCUCCCUCGCCAUUGAACAUCUCACCGAUAUCCUUCUUCUUCUUCUUCUUCUUCUUCUUCUGCUUCUUCUACCUGAAAUCCUCGAUCGGAUCAAACCCCUCCUCUCCUCGAUUCGGCCAAUCGUCAUCUUUCUCUCAAAUAUGGCGCACCGAUUUCAUUUCUAGAACUUUCCUUGGAUUUCCCGAAAUUCUUGGGACCCUAAUCGGCCGUCCCGAGCUCGCCUCCUCCGAUGGCUAUUCGGGUCACCUUCACCUACUCCGGCUACAUCGCCCAGAACCUUGCCUCCGUCCGAACCAGCAACUGCCGCCUCUCCCAAGAAUGCUGCAUCCUCUCCCGCCUCUUCGGGUCCAAGAAGCCCGACCAUGAUCCCUCCCCCAUGAGGCGGGCUCCUUCCCGCCACCCCGCCGCUUACAGCACCAUCGCCGGAGAAAUCUUCGGUGGCGGCUGCGGGAGCCCGGUUGUAGAGGGCAUGGUCUCGUUGAUGAGAAGUCUGACCUGUGGCUCGCUGGGGCCGGGCUGCACCACGGGGACGGGCUUCGGUGCUUGCGGGAUUUCCCCGAUCCGGGUCGCCUCGAUCAUGCCCUUCUUCCAGGGGGCUAAGUGGUUGCCCUGCAACGAGGCGGCAUUGCCGGGGCUCAUCAGCAGCACAUUUACGACCGAGUAUGCUGAUACAGAGGAGGAGAGUGAUGAUAGGAGGGAGAGCUUUGAGAAGAAGUCAGGCAGUAGUGGGUCGGGGCCGGGUUCCAGUUGGUGGUUUUCGAGGUGGUUUGGGGUACGGUCCGAGGAUGCAAAGGCGGCGGUCACGGCUCUAACAGUGAGCCUGCUGUUCAAGUCGUCUCUUGCAGAGGCGAGAUCGAUCCCUUCUGCCUCCAUGUCCCCGACUCUUGAUGUGGGUGAUCGUAUUUUAGCUGAAAAGGUAUCAUAUAUGUUCAGAAAGCCUGAGGUUUCUGAUAUAGUGAUAUUCAAGGCGCCUCCGAUCUUGCAGCAAUUGGGCUAUGGCUCAGCUGAUGUGUUCAUAAAAAGAAUCGUGGCGAAGGGGGGCGAUCAUGUGGAAGUACGUGAUGGUAAACUAUUGGUGAAUGGUGUUGAAUGCAAUGAGGAAUUCGUUCUGGAACCGCUUGCUUAUGAGAUGGAACCAAUGCUUGUGCCUGAAGGUUAUGUUUUCGUGAUGGGAGACAAUCGCAACAACAGCUUUGACUCCCACAAUUGGGGCCCGCUUCCGGUCAAGAACAUCCUGGGUAGAUCGUGGUUCCGCUACUGGCCUCCUUCUGAGAUAUCCGAUGAAUCACAAACCGGGCAGAAAGCGAUUACAGGCUCGUGAUACACGACUGUCAAGUGGUCAAGCCAUAACCUCUUGCUGCUGAGGAAGAAGGAUUUUUGUUCUUUUCUUUUUAGAUUUGUAGAUGGUGAAUUUAUAUAUUCGUCUCGAUUCUUUUGUUCUCUUGUCGUCGAAUUGCUUAGUCCGAUAUUGUGCUGUUUUGGAUGGUUCAACUCAUUGAUUCCCCAUCCUUUUCGAUAUAAAAUAAGAAGAAACUUGCAGAUGAAUUGCAUCUCU